AUGCCGAUUCAGCAGGGCCAGGUGGCCACACAUCCCAAGAGUGGGCGUCCCAUCUAUCCUCGCAAUGAGGCCGUGCGCCGCGAGCGGGCGCCCAACGACCUCGUGUUUCGAGUUGACAUGAAGAUGAACAAGCCAGAGAUUAAGAACUACCUCUCGUCUAUUUACGGCCUGGAGGUUGAGCGCGUCAACACACAGAUUGUCCUUGGCAAGACCAAGAGGAAUCGUCGCACAAACCAUCGCAACAAACGUGCUGAUUACAAGCUCGCCUAUGUGACUCUCCCCGAGGGACAGCACUUUGAGUUUCCUAGCAAGGAGCUUCUCUUCGAACUGGAGACUGACGAGUAG
This is a messenger RNA of Monosiga brevicollis MX1, 345 nucleotides long. RefSeq lists its product as uncharacterized. Gene Ontology annotation, biological process: mitochondrial translation. The transcript is spliced from 4 exons. Gene Ontology annotation, molecular function: structural constituent of ribosome. The coding region runs from base 1 to 345 and encodes 114 amino acids. Gene Ontology annotation, cellular component: ribosome; mitochondrial large ribosomal subunit. Lineage: Eukaryota; Choanoflagellata; Craspedida; Salpingoecidae. The record is from RefSeq and is a predicted model, not a curated record.